GGUCCCGGGGCGGUGCUCGGAGGCUCCGCGGCCGCCGGGGCCGGGCAGAGCCGCCCGCAGCGCACCAUGAGCGGCCGCGUCGGGGACCUGAGCCCGCGGCAGGCGGAGGUGCUGGCCCAGUUCCGGGAGAAGCUGCAGGACGUGCUGCCCUCCCUGCCCGCUCAGGACGACUAUUUCCUUCUGAAAUGGCUCCGAGCGCGCUGCUUCGACCUGCCCAAGGCAGAGGCGAUGCUCCGCAAGCACCUCGAGGUCCGCAAGCGCAUGGACGCCGACAACAUCAUCGCCUGGGAGGCACCUGAGGUGAUCCGCAAGUACAUGUCCGGGGGGAUGUGCGGCUACGACCGCGAGGGCAGCCCGGUGUGCUACGAGAUCAUCGGGCCGCUGGACGCCAAGGGGCUGCUCUUCUCUGCCUCCAAGCAGGACCUGCUCAAGAACAAGUUCCGGGACUGCGAGGUGCUGCGGCACGAGUGCGAGCAGCAGACCCAAAAGCUGGGCAAGAAGGUGGAGAUGGUGAUGAUGAUCUACGACUGCGAGGGCCUGGGCCUGAAGCACCUCUGGAAACCAGCUGUGGAGGCGUACGGGGAGCUCCUGUCCAUGUUCGAGGAGAACUUCCCGGAGUCCCUCAAGCGCCUGUUUAUUGUGAAGGCCCCCAAGAUCUUCCCCGUGGCCUACAACCUGGUCAAGCACUUCCUGAGCGAGGACACGCGCAAGAAGGUCGUGGUGCUGGGAUCCAACUGGAAGGAGGUCCUGCAGAAGUACAUCGACCCUGACCAGAUCCCAGUGGAGUACGGGGGCACCAUGACGGACCCCGACGGGGACCCCAAAUGCUCCAGCAAGAUCAACUACGGGGGGGACGUGCCGCAGAGCUACUACGUGCGGGACCAGCUGGCGCAGCAGUACGAGCACUCGGUGGUGGUCAACCGGGGGUCGUCCCACCAGGUGGAGUACGAGAUCCUCUUCCCCGGCUGCGUGCUCAGGUGGCAGUUCCGCUCGGAGGGCGCCGACGUGGGUUUCGGGGUGUACAUGAAGACCAAGAUCGGGGAGCGGCAGCGGGCGGGCGACAUGACCGAGGUGCUCCCCAACCAGCGCUACAACGCCCACAUGGUGCCUGAGGACGGCUCCCUCACCUGCUCCACGCCCGGCAUCUACGUGCUGCGGUUCGACAACACGUACAGCUUCCUCCACUCCAAGAAGGUGAGCUACACCGUGGAGGUGCUGCUGCCCGACACCGCCUCGGCACAGCAGAUCCAGCAGCUGGGGGACCGGCUGGGCGAGGUGUCCCUGAACCACAGCCCAUAGACCCCCCCGCCGGGCCCCCAGGAUGGCCGGGAGCUCCCCCGGAGGAGGACGGAGCCGGGGCUGAGCCCCGGAGCUGACGGACUGAGGCGAGGGCUGAGCGCGGCCGGAGGGGGCCGAGCGCCCGCAGCCCCCCCCAUCUCUGUGCCUUACGUGGGUCCUGCGCCCACCCACUGCUGCUGCUGCCUGGGGUGGGGAGUAAAGGGACGGACUGAG
Messenger RNA from Pseudopipra pipra, 1512 nucleotides. It is a transcript of the gene SEC14L2, whose product is annotated as SEC14 like lipid binding 2. The transcript has 12 exons. Gene Ontology annotation, cellular component: cytoplasm. The coding region runs from base 67 to 1299 and encodes 410 amino acids. NCBI's taxonomy places the organism in Eukaryota, Metazoa, Chordata, Aves, Passeriformes, Pipridae. The record is from RefSeq and is a predicted model, not a curated record.